This is a messenger RNA of Triticum aestivum (bread wheat), 1377 nucleotides long. Its product is annotated as SEC12-like protein 1. Bases 75 to 1178 code for a protein of 367 amino acids. The transcript has 10 exons. Gene Ontology annotation, biological process: endoplasmic reticulum to Golgi vesicle-mediated transport. Gene Ontology annotation, molecular function: guanyl-nucleotide exchange factor activity; protein binding. Gene Ontology annotation, cellular component: endoplasmic reticulum membrane. NCBI's taxonomy places the organism in Eukaryota, Viridiplantae, Streptophyta, Magnoliopsida, Poales, Poaceae. The record is from RefSeq and is a predicted model, not a curated record.
ACCAAUUAAGAGCAGGCAGAGCUGGAGAAGCGCGUGCUGGAGUCAAAACUCUCGGCAGCUGUUGGUUGGCUCUGAUGGCGAGCAACGGCGACGAGGCUACCGCAGGGGUGGUCGGGAAGGUGACCUGCGCGGCGUGGAUAAAGCGGCCGGCCGUGUCCAGCAGCCGCAGUCUCCUCGUGGUGUACGGCCACGGCGCCACUGCCUCGUCCCCGCCGUUCCUCGACCUCCUCGCCUUCGACACCAGGGCGUGCGAGCUCGCCUCCGAGCCCCUGCUGAGGGUCGUGAUGGGCGAGGAGGGAGCCGACGCGGACACGCCGCGCGCCAUCGCCGUGCACCCCGCCGGCGACGAGUUCGUCUGCGCCACCGCCAAAGGCUGCAGGCUGUUCAAGCUGGUCUAUGAUGACUUCUGUAUCAACCUUGUUUCGAGAGAUUCCUCGGCACUCCAAUCAGUUGGGCCUCAGCGAUGUUUGGCAUUCAGUACUGAUGGUACCAAGUUUGCUAUUGGUGGUGAGGAUGGACAUCUAAGAAUAUUUCACUGGCCAAGCCUCACUGUGCUUUUAGAUGAACCUAAAGCUCAUAAAUCCUUCAGGGACAUGGACAUCAGCUUGGAUUCAGCGUUUUUAGUAUCAACUUCAACUGAUGGUUCUGCAAGAAUAUGGAAGAUUGAUGAGGGAGCUCCACUCCUAAAUCUGACAAGAUCUUCGGAUGAAAGGAUUGAGUGUUGCCGCUUUUCUAGGGAUGGGAAGAAACCUUUUCUGUUUUGCACACUUGUAAAAGGAAAUGAUAUCGUGACUAUGGUUUUGAGCAUAAGUAACUGGAAGAGAAUUGGAUACAAAAGACUCCUGCGAAAGCCCAUUUCAACACUUUCAGUUAGCUUGGAUGGCAAGUAUCUCGCACUAGGAAGCCGUGAUGGCGACUGUUGUGUUGCCGAUGUACAGAAGAUGCAAGUUUCUCACCUGAUCAAGAAGGUCCAUCUUGGCUCCCCAAUUUCCUCCAUUGAAUUUUGCCCUACUGAAAGGAUUGUGAUCUCCACCUCGCAUCAAUGGGGAGCAGAGAUAACGAAGCUCGACGUCCCUGCCGACUGGAGAGUUUGGCAAAUCUGGCUGGUAUUCUUGAGCCUCUUCGUGACGUCGGCGAUCCUGUUCUACACGUUCUUCAAGCACACAAACCUGGUGUAACCCCAUAGGGUGCACAUUUCGGAGCAACGAUCCUCUAGUGUCUGAAUUCUGAUGAUCAGAGUCCAUGCCUAACAUUGAUAAUGUGCCUUAUCCUCUGUUUUUUUUCUGACACAAUGGCUCGUCCUCAUGAGCCCUUGCAUUGUAUGACCAAAUGGUUUUGUGUCUGAAAUGAUCAUUGUUUUCUAGUAUCGAACCCUAA